Molecule: messenger RNA, 2117 nt
Organism: Nerophis lumbriciformis (worm pipefish)
Lineage: Eukaryota; Metazoa; Chordata; Actinopteri; Syngnathiformes; Syngnathidae
Product: homeodomain-interacting protein kinase 1-like
Biological process (GO): intrinsic apoptotic signaling pathway in response to DNA damage by p53 class mediator; smoothened signaling pathway; positive regulation of transcription by RNA polymerase II
Cellular component (GO): nucleus; PML body; cytoplasm
Molecular function (GO): transcription coactivator activity; protein serine/threonine kinase activity; protein tyrosine kinase activity
Source: RefSeq, a predicted model, not a curated record
AAGGAGCUAAUUGGUGAAGGCAGCUUUGGUAAAGUUGCCCAGUGUGUAAACUUAGGUACGUCACAGACUGUGGCGCUCAAGGUCCUCAAAACCAAGUCGAAUGUGAUAUCCAAAAUGGAGAUCAAAAUGCUUGAAAUUGUGAGCGCUCUCGACCCAGUAAAAAAGAGCAUUGUUAGGUUUAUAGAAAACUUUGAACACGAAGGGUUUACGUGUUUGGCUUUUGAAAUGCUUGACGUGAGCCUUUUCGAUUUCGUCGUCAAGAAACGCAAGAAGCCGCUGUCUAUCAGUGAGAUACGGCCGAUAACACACCAGUUGCUCACAGCCUUUGAGGCGCUGAAAGGUAUUGGAGUCAUUCAUGCAGACUUGAAGCCUGACAACAUCAUGCUGGUAAACCAUUCCUGUGAGCCAUUCAGGGUUAAAUUAAUCGAUUUCGGCUGCUCCCUUCACACCUCCACAGUCACGCUAGGAAUGACCAUCCAGCCCAUGGGAUACCGAGCACCCGAGGUGACUCUUGGCCUCCCAAUUUCUGAGGAAGUGGACAUGUGGGCGCUCGGCUGUGUUCUCACUUUCCUGCACAUCAGCCAACACCUUUUUGCAACAACUUGCGAGUACCAGAUGAUGAGAACCAUCGUGCAAAUACGAGGGCAGCCGGCGGACUCGCUCCUUUUAACAGGAAAAUACAGCCAGAAGUAUUUUACCCACUUAAACUUUGAACAGUGGAAGUUAAAGACUCCAGAUGAAUACGAGAUUACAACUGGAGCAGAGACUAAAACAUGGAAGAUAAGGUUAAAGUCUCUGGAUGCCCUGAGAACUCAGUGCAAAGAGACGAGAGAAGUGUUCAGUGAAUGUGAAGAUCAAAAUGAAUUUGUUAGCUUUAUAAAACGUCUUCUCAGCAUUCAAGCGGAGAGAAGAAUCACUCCUGCCGAGGCUCUGAAGCAUCGCUAUGUCUCUAUGGCUCAUCUGGUGCAUGAGAGCCACACCAGCUCUUAUGUGGACAACGCUUUCGAUCAGAUGCUAGUGUGCCCCAUAGAAGGAUUUGAAGAGGAGCUCCUCUCAGAUAGCGAGGAUGAGGAAAAGCCAACAUAUGACAUAAUUUUAAGCUCAGCAUGUUCCAGUGAUGGAAUAGCAGUCACGGGACAUUUGAAUAGUAGUGACGCAUCUUUAAAGGCAUCAGCAUCUGAUGGACAAAGCGAGGAAGAUAUAACACAGGACAACCACCAACCUAAAAACAUCCCGGUUUUUGUGUGCACUGCAUGCGGGACCUUCUUCAGGAAAUAAAUAUCAAACCCUUUGAUUCAACAGAAGUUUGUACCUGCAGGUCAAGACAUCACUGAUUCUGUUGUAAAGGAUCCUUCAUUGUCCAAACUGUAACAUCGCACUGCAUGUUUGACUAGAAUGAAUUCUUUGAUCUGUGUCUAAGCACAGCACGACGACUGGAAGAGGUAGGCCAGGGCACGGCACCAUUUUGCAGCCAAGUCGUAGCAUGACUGUAACUCCAUUGCUACUCUCAAGUUCUUAUUGAUUACAAUACAAUUUGCAACAGAUAUAAAAUGCAAACAUUUUAAAUAGUCUAAACAUCAAUCCCACAGCAUGGUUGUGUGUGUCAUGUCUGUGUAAUCAUGUUUUGUUUAGUUAUAGGACUCUUUAGUUUCUGUCUUUUCACUCCCUUGUCUUGUUUCCAUGAUUACCCCAUUAGUUUCACCUGUUCCACGUUUGGACUCAUUGUGCACUCUUGAUUGUCACCAUAGCAACCCAUUAGUUUUCACCUGUCACGUCACGCACCUGUUUCACGUCUUGAGUCACGCACCUGUUUUCGUUAAUCAUGUCUGUAGUAUUUAAGUUCAGUGUUUUUCAGUUUGUCUUUCUGACAACCUCACCACAUUUAUGCUCUGUCCAUGCCUGAUACUUCUUUCCAUGUCCAUUCUCCAUGCAACUAUUUUUGUCCAAGCCAAGUAAGUUUUUGUUCCAUGUUUAUAGUCUUUUUGGUUUCAUAGUUUGUUCUCCGCCAUUGUGCGUGUUUUUCAUUUGUACUUUUUGCUAUAGUCUUUUGAUUUCAUAGUUUAUUCUCCGCCACUGUGCGCGCUUUCAUUUAUUCCUUUUUUUUUUUAUAAUAAUUA